Messenger RNA from Mesocricetus auratus (golden hamster), 3795 nucleotides. RefSeq names its product cAMP-dependent protein kinase inhibitor alpha (gene Pkia). Lineage: Eukaryota; Metazoa; Chordata; Mammalia; Rodentia; Cricetidae. Gene Ontology annotation, biological process: negative regulation of cAMP-dependent protein kinase activity. The coding region runs from base 289 to 519 and encodes 76 amino acids. Gene Ontology annotation, cellular component: cytoplasm; nucleus. The record is from RefSeq and is a predicted model, not a curated record. The transcript is spliced from 4 exons. Gene Ontology annotation, molecular function: cAMP-dependent protein kinase inhibitor activity.
CUUCAUGCGGCCCGCCUGGAGUAGCCAGCGGCGGCUGCAGCUGCAGGUGGGGCGGGGGCCGCGCGAGCCCUGAGAUCCCUGCACGCCUGGCCAGACGGCGGCGGGACUGCAGCCAGGGGCAGCCCGGACGCGCUUCUUCAUCCCGAAGCUCCUUGAAUAUCAAGGCCUGAUGUGCCCAAGAAGCAAUUUCUGGUAGAAAUCUGAAGAUUAUCUUUAAGGUAUAAAGGUCAAUGAAUUAAGGACAAGAAGGUUUCAAAUCAGUCCCUGCUAUGUGGAUAUUUGUUAGCAAUGACUGAUGUGGAAACUACAUAUGCAGAUUUUAUUGCUUCAGGAAGAACAGGUAGAAGAAAUGCAAUACAUGAUAUCCUGGUUUCCUCUGCAAGUGGCAACAGCAAUGAAUUAGCCUUGAAAUUAGCAGGUCUUGAUAUUAACAAGACAGAAGGUGAAGACGAUGGGCAGAGAAGCUCCACAGAGCAAAGUGGGGAAGCCCAGGGAGAAGCCGCCAAAUCUGAAAGCUAACACUCCAUUCUGACCUUCAACAACACCUGACAAUGUGGCGAAUCUCCUGGCUUCGCUCGGAUGUAUUUGCUGCCAUGAGUGAAAAGGAGGGGAAGAAAAUGGCUGUGCUGCAUGGCAAGAAGCUGUGCGUUGCCAUGUUUAAAGUGGGGGCAGAGCCUGUGUCUGCAGACAGCCGUUUCCCUACCUCUGUCAUUAGCAAUGGUUGAAAUCACCUGGCCUGUGCUUGGAUAUCAUUUUUGUAUGGGUCCUUUCACUUGACCGUAUAAUGAAAUGCUUGUAGAGAGUAGCACCGACCUCGCUGAUGAUUCCUGUAGCAUCUGGCCCCUCAUGAAGUCAGAGGAUUUAAUUGUGUCUAAUUGAAAAGGGUUGGUUGAACCCCAGAGUUUAAUUGUCUCUGGCUGGAGUAUUCACCCAGUGAAAGAACCAUCCAGAGAGCACUGUUAGCGUUCUGUCCCUGUGUGUUAGUGCUGUGUUAUUUACACUGUUUUGUAGCGUGCAGUAUACCUGCUCAGCACUGCCCUUUGAUUGCUUAUGUAAAAGAGAGGAUGUACAUUACUGUGAAUUUUUAUACCACUCAUUUUUAAAGGGCUGCCUUUUUAAUUUUCCAUAGUGUUGUGGCAUGCACGGGAAGAACAUACUUUUGUAAAACACUACUUUCCUCUUGAUAACUGUGUGCUGACGGUUAAGUCCACAAGAUUCACUGAGACCCCUUUGCUUUGUUACACAGGCAUUUGGAAAUAUCCAUUAAUGUGAAUAUUGCCUGAGUUCAGUCCUCUCAGUAUCUGCAUAGACAAGAAUUCUAUCAAUAUUGAUCUUAUUUCUAAAUAAGAAGUUCUUUCAGCUAAUAUUCUAAUUUUUCAUAAUAAGAACUUUUAAAAAUUGAGAAGGUAGAAAAAGAAAGCCAGACAAUACUAAAUAACUGGAAAUACUGUGCUCUGUGGAUCAGUUUUCUCAUGCAGAUGUGUACCACUGUUUAAACCUGGAGGAUGGCUUGUGAAGAAAGUACUCUCCUCCCAACCCUCUGGGUAGCAGUCCAAGGCGUGAUGACUUUGUGUUGUGUUCCACCAUGACCUUUUUCAGCCCUUUCAUAUCCAGAUGUUAUUAUGCACUUUUUAACGUUUGUAAACUUUUACUAAUAAUUAGUGUAAAUUACAUUCUGAUACAAUAUUUAUCCCCUAACCACACUUGUACUGAUGCUGUUGAUGGUGUGUUUUGACAUCGUGAUUCUUGUAUGGAAAUUUUUUGUGGCCUGUGUAACCCUUCUGGUCAGUAUUAUGAAAUCAACUCUCUGUGGUAGUAAAUAAGGACACAGUAAGAUGCCCAGGGCUCACGAAUUAUGGGACAAAUAUCAGAUGACAGAAGGCCUUUGCAACAAAAGAUCCCCUAAGUGUCCUGGAGAGCAUAGCUACAGUUCCAGGUUAAGAGUAGUUUCAACACAAUCCAUGGGUCUGACAGGAACUCAGCCUGUCACUGUAGUUACUCACAAGGUGCAAGGGAUGCCUGCUCACAUCUUCCUUUACAGUGCAUUUUUUACUGACUGGGAGUACAUGAGUCUCAUUUAGUCCCCAACUGGAUGUUCUCCAGAAAAACAAGGAAUAUUAAAUAUGUCUUUCUGGAUAUAGAACAUCAAAUUGAUUAAGUAUGGGAUGCCUUGCUUUGAUCUAACUCAUUGGAGGCUAGUUAGGAGGGAAAAGAUCUAACCAUUGACAGACUCAAACAUGUUGGAAGAAGCUUCUGGGCCUGUUUAAACAAUCUUUGAUAAUCUAUUUAAAACAUUCAACAGUUUUUGAAGUCCUUUUUUAAUUAUCCUUAUAGCUUUCUUGUGAUUAUGAAGUUCAUUCUCAAAGUUGUGGAAUUCCAAACUGAUUACUGUGUGUUUUGUAAAGUUUAAAACCAGUGCUGAGUCUAUGUGGAAGGUUUAUAUCCCUGUGUGUGAUACACUAUUACUAAUGCAUGUGGCGCCAUGCUUGUCUUCAAUUAUAUAAAUAAUGCUAAAUGGAGAAGUCAUAUGAAGCUUUUGAUUUUGUUUUACCUCUUACUACUACUUUGCAUACUGUAUUCAAAUACAGAGGUAUUCUCAAGCUAGGAAGGGAAAAAAGCAUUCUCGGUCUCCCACAUUUUAUCAGUUUUGCCUGGCAAAAAGUGCAUAGAAUCUCCUAGUUUUAUUUUAAUAUCUCUUAUUUGCAACUAAAGUAAUAAUACAUAAGGAAUGGAUCUGUAAUGACAGAUGGAAGAGUAGACCAUGUAAACAAGUGUUUGUUAACUAUCCCAACUGAGUCACUUCAGAACCCUUUCUUUCAACUCUUCAAAUGCACCAUUUAGAAUUCAAUAUUUCUCCCCAUCAGACGCUGGGAAGUGAACAUGAAUAACGACUAAUUUUUGCAAGAUUAGAUAGCUAAUUUGAUCCCAUGUUUAUCAACAGAAUUUUGGUUCCACAUGUCAUAAAAUUAGAGCUAAAUUCACAGCAUAUUUCUCUGUUCGGAAAACGUUAGCAAUGCCCUCCUUCAGCUUGCAUUUCACAGAGAAAGAAAGUGAGUUUCAAAAGGGAAUUGCCUUUCUUCUGAAUUGCAAAUGGGUCAGUGGCACAUGUGGCUAAGCCCACAUUUAUUUUUGUUUUAUGGUUUUGUUUUUUUAAAAUAUUCAAUCAUACCUUAUUUUGAGAGUUUACUUCUAGCAUGUAAACUGAAAAUUUGCAUAGGUUUAUUUUGUGAAUGUUAUCAAUAUUCUAUGAUUUUAUUUAGUUACCAAGAAACACAAAGAUUUCUGUUUUUGAUACAUUGACAAUGAGUGAGAAGUUGUUGAAUUUACCUUUUUCCAAAUGAAAGCAUUUUAUAUUCAUGCAUGUUCAUCCCAAGUUCACAGAAAUGCUCUCUACUAUGUAAUUGAAAUCAUGACAUUCAUUUUUCAGGAAAAACUAGCAUAGUAGGCCACUGUUGAUGCCCUACCACUGACUCUUCCUCUGACACGGCAGCCAGUCACCAUUUUAGAAAAUGAAUGGCAUUUCUAUUUUUUUUCUCAGAGGAAUAAUAAAAGAAAAAUAUGUAACUGUUGGGCAGCAAGCUUCUGAGUUAAUCCUGCAAUAGUGAGGAGAAAAUGUGUAGUCAUUAAAUGAAAACAAGGAAGGAUCCAUAAUUUAUGAUGUCUUAGAAGCCCAGUAUUGUUCUUUGACUGAAGAAUGGCAGCCUUUGAAGUCAUUGUGAGCUUCUAUGACUUUUGUAUUUAGCAAUGUUGCAUGCUCACACAAUUGAUAUUAAAAGCAGUACUUGUUUUCUGAAA